CUUCUCUAUCUCCUCCCUCGCGGUGCCGCCCGUGCUGCCCACUUUCUCGCUUUCCUCGCACUCAGAGCAUUACCUCCUCUUAUCGCUCCGGCCUUUUUUUUUCCGGCCAAUUUAUCCCAUAUCGAAAAACAGAAAGAAAACACUUAAAAACCCCAAAAAUCAUUUACCCAUACAGAAAUAUUUCCUAUCAAACAGUUAUUUGGUCCCUGGUUUUCAUUUCAUACAGAAUCAGUGAAGGGUUUUUUUGUUGUUUUUCAUUUCUGGGUUUAAUUGUUUUCUUGCGUGGAAUUUGGAGAAAUGGCUCAGGUUCAGGUGCCACCACAGUCUCAGGUUUCUCCCCCAAAUGGGGUAGCAAGCAAUGGAGUGAAUCAGUUUGUGUCGACCUCGCUGUAUGUUGGGGAUCUUGACCACACUGUGACCGAAACUCAGCUCUAUGAUUUGUUUAAUCAGCUGGGUCAGGUCGUAUCGGUUCGGGUAUGCAGGGACUUGACCACUAGAAGGUCUCUUGGUUAUGGCUAUGUCAAUUAUAGCAACAUCCAUGAUGCUGCACGGGCAUUAGAGAUGCUCAACUUUACUCCUGUCAAUGGCAAGCCAAUUAGGAUAAUGUACUCUCAUCGUGACCCUACUAUUCGUAAAAGUGGUGCUGGAAAUAUUUAUAUUAAGAAUUUGGACAAGGCAAUUGACAACAAAGCUCUACAUGAAACAUUUUCGACAUUCGGGAACAUUUUAUCUUGCAAAGUAGUAACUGAUUCUUCGGGUCAGUCUUUAGGAUAUGGUUUUGUACAAUUUGAUAAUGAAGAGUCUGCUAAAAAUGCAAUUGAUAAAUUGAAUGGCAUGUUAUUGAAUGACAAACAAGUUUAUGUUGGACCUUUCCUCCGCAAACAGGAAAGAGUGUCUGCUAUAGAUAAGACAAGAUUUAAUAAUGUUUAUGUAAAGAAUCUAUCCGAGACAACAACUGAGGAGGAUUUGAAGAAGAUUUUUGGUGAAUAUGGAAAUAUUACUAGUGCAGUAGUUAUGAGAGAUGGCGAUGGAAAGUCCAAAUGUUUUGGUUUUGUCAAUUUUGAGAAUCCGGAUGAUGCAGCUCAAUCUGUUGAGUCUCUUAAUGGGAAGAUAUUUGAUGAUAAGGAGUGGUAUGUUGGGAAAGCACAGAAAAAAUCUGAAAGAGAAAUUGAAUUAAAAGGACAGUUUGAGCAAACUUUGAAGGAGACAGUUGACAAAACUGAGGGAUUGAAUCUAUAUGUUAAGAACCUAGAUGAUAGCAUCACUGAUGAUAAGCUGAAGGAAUUAUUCUCGGAAUUUGGUACAAUAACAUCAUGCAAGGUUAUGCGUGAUCCAAAUGGUGUAAGUAGAGGAUCAGGCUUUGUUGCCUUCUCAACUGCUGAAGAGGCAUCUCGAGCUCUUGCGGAGAUGAAUGGUAAAAUGGUAGUUAGCAAACCAUUAUAUGUUGCACUUGCACAAAGGAAAGAGGAACGGAGAGCAAGGUUGCAGGCACAGUUUUCUCAGAUGCGCCCUUCUGCAAUGGGCCCUGCAGUUGGUCCUCGUAUGCCCAUGUAUCCUCCUGGAACUCCAGGAAUUGGACAGCAACUAUUCUAUGGUCAAGGCCCUCCUGCUAUCCUCCCUCCCCAGCCUGGGUUUGGGUAUCAGCAGCAACUGGUUCCUGGAAUGAGGCCAAAUUUUUUCGUUCCAAUGGUCCAACCAGGUCAGCAGGCUCAGCGCCCAGGAGGCCGUAGAUUUGGAGCAGGGCCAGUUCAGCCUCAGCAACCACUUCCUCUGAUGCAGCCACAGAUGCUUCCUAGGGGCCGUGUUUAUCGUUAUCCCCCUGGUCGCAACAUGCCUGAUGUUCCCAUGCCUGGUCUUCCUGGAGGCAUGCUUCCAUAUGAUGUUGGGGGAGUGCCAUUUAGGGAUGCUGCAUUUUCACAGCCUAUGCAAGCUGGGGCUUUGGCCACUGCCCUUGCUAAUGCGACACCUGAACAGCAGAGGACGUUGCUCGGGGAAAACUUGUAUCCACUUGUAGACCAGUUGGAGCAUGAGAAUGCUGCUAAGGUGACAGGAAUGCUGCUAGAGAUGGAUCAGACUGAGGUUUUGCACCUGCUGGAGUCUCCAGAAGCCCUGAAAGCUAAAGUUGCUGAGGCCAUGGAGGUACUUAGAAGCGUUCAGCAGCAGCAGCAGGUUAAUAGUCCAACUGAUCAUAUGGCCUCGCUCUCCCUAAAUGACAAUCUUGUUUCUUAAGCGUAGCUGUUGCUAUUUUUAGAAUAUGUUUUGGAAUUUUCUUGGAGAGUAUUUUCAGAGCUGUAGAACAAUACAUGGAAUGCCGUUUUGAGUUUUUUUUUUUUUUUU
Messenger RNA from Manihot esculenta (cassava), 2337 nucleotides. RefSeq names its product polyadenylate-binding protein 2. The transcript is spliced from 9 exons. The record is from RefSeq and is a predicted model, not a curated record. Lineage: Eukaryota; Viridiplantae; Streptophyta; Magnoliopsida; Malpighiales; Euphorbiaceae. Gene Ontology annotation, cellular component: ribonucleoprotein complex. Gene Ontology annotation, molecular function: RNA binding. Bases 298 to 2229 code for a protein of 643 amino acids.